Messenger RNA from Physeter macrocephalus (sperm whale), 5374 nucleotides. RefSeq names its product desmocollin 3 (gene DSC3). Bases 16 to 2964 code for a protein of 982 amino acids. Gene Ontology annotation, cellular component: adherens junction; catenin complex; plasma membrane. Gene Ontology annotation, biological process: calcium-dependent cell-cell adhesion; cell morphogenesis; cell-cell junction assembly. NCBI's taxonomy places the organism in Eukaryota, Metazoa, Chordata, Mammalia, Artiodactyla, Physeteridae. The record is from RefSeq and is a predicted model, not a curated record. Gene Ontology annotation, molecular function: cadherin binding; calcium ion binding. The transcript has 16 exons.
GGGAGAGGCGUGGGAAUGGGUGGCUCUUUGUCCGGCUCCAGGCAGGACUGCGCAAGCCCAGAGCCCAGCCUGGGGUCUUCUGUGCCCAGGAAACCUGAGACCCAAGAUGAGAUCCACCCCGAGAGGAGGGUACGGACGAGUCUCGGAGAACUCGCGAGACACAAAGUAAAAAAUCGUGAACUGUGCGAUUACGCGGAGCUGAGGGCGAGACCACGGCUGCGCUCAAGACGUGCUCUGGAAAGAAGCUGCGAACCCCCGACUGCCCCGCGCUUGGUCUGGUGGCGAGAGGACCCGCUUGGCUCGGGAGCAGGUCGACUCUGGCUACUUGGAUUCUUGCUGCUCUUCUGCCCCCAAGCAGGGCGUGUCUUCAGUUUUGCUUGUGAAGCUUGCAAAAAGGUGAUAUUUCAUAUACCUUCCAAACUAGAGGCAGACAAAGUGGUUGGCAGAGUUAAUUUGAAAGAGUGCCUCGGAUCUGCAGACCGCAUCCAAUCCAGUGAUCCUGAUUUCAGAGUUCUAGAAGAUGGGUCAGUAUACACAGCCCAUGCUGUUGUGUUGUCUGAUGAGAAAAGAUCUUUCACCAUAUGGCUUUCUGACUUAAAGAAACAGACACAGAAAGAGAUUCCUGUGCUCCUGGAACAUCAGAAGAAGGUACUGAGGAAAAGACACACUAAAGAGACUGUUCUCAGGCGUUCCAAGAGGAGAUGGGCACCUCUCCCCUGCUCAAUGCAAGAGAAUUCCUUGGGCCCUUUCCCUUUGUUCCUUCAACAAGUUCAAUCUGACGCGGCACAGAACUAUACCGUCUUCUACUCAAUAAGUGGGCGUGGAGUUGACCAAGAACCUUUAAAUCUGUUUUUCAUAGAUAAAAACACUGGAAAUCUGUAUUGUACCCGGCCUGUGGAUCGUGAAGAAUAUGAUGUUUUUGAUCUGAUUGCCCAUGCGUCAACUGCAGAUGGGUAUUCAGCAGACUUACCUCUUCCACUUCCCAUCAGAGUGGAGGAUGAAAAUGACAACCGCCCUAUUUUCACAGAAGCAAUUUAUAAUUUUGAAGUUCUAGAAAGCUGUAGAAUUGGUACUACAGUGGGAGUGGUUUAUGCCACGGACAGAGAUGAACCAGACACGAUGCAUACGCGCCUGAAGUAUAGCAUUUUGGAACAGACGCCAAGAUCACCUGGGAUCUUUUCUGUGCAUCCCGGCACAGGUGUAAUCACCAUACUCUCUCAUUAUUUGGACAGAGAGGUUGUAGACAAGUACUCAUUGAUAAUGAAAGUACAAGACAUGGAUGGUCAAUUUUUUGGAUUGAUGAGUACAGCAACUUGCAUCAUAACAGUAAAAGAUUCAAAUGACAAUUUACCCACUUUCACACAAGCUGCUUAUGAAACAUCAGUAGAGGAAAAUACGUUCAAUGUGGAAAUCUUACGAACACCUGUACAAGAUAAGGAUUUAAUUAACACUUCCAGUUGGAGAGCCAAUUUUACUAUUUUAAAGGGCAAUGAAAAUGGACAUUUCAAUAUCAUUACAGACAAAGAAACUAAUGAAGGUGUUCUCUAUGUUGUAAAGCCACUGAAUUACGAAGAAAACCGUCAAGUGGUCCUGGAAAUUGGAGUAGGCAAUGACGCUCCAAUUGCUGGAGAUGUGACACUCAGAAUGAACAGAGCCAAGGUCACAGUUCAUGUGAAGGAUCAGGACGAAGGGCCUGAAUGCAGACCUGCGGUCCAAUAUAUACAGAUUAAAGAAAACACCCCAGUGGGUUCAAAGAUCAAUGGAUAUAAGGCAUUUGACCCUGAAAAUAGAAGUAGCAGUGGUUUAAGGUACAAAUUAUUGCAUGACCCAAAAGGGUGGAUCACCAUUAAUGAAAUUUCGGGCUCACUCGAAACUGCCAAAACCUUAGACAGGGAGGCUGCAACUCACAGAAGUGCCUUGUAUAAUGUUACAGUCCUGGCAAUAGAUCAAGAUAAUAGAUCAUGUACUGGAACCCUUGCAGUUAGCAUUGAAGAUGAGAAUGAUAAUUCACCAGAAAUACUUCAAAAUUAUAUAGUAAUUUGCAAAUCAGAGAUGGAGUAUGUUGACGUUUCAGCUGUUGAUCCUGAUGAGCCCAUCCACGGCCCUCCAUUUUACUUCAGCUUGGCAAAAACUUCUCCAGAAAUCAACCGACUAUGGACCCUCACCAGAGUUAAUGAUACAGCUGCCCGUCUUUCAUAUUGGAAAAAUGCCAAAUUUCAAGAAUAUCAUAUUCCUAUUACUGUAAGAGAUACAGAAGGUCAACAUGCAACAAAAACCUUGAGAGUGAACCUCUGUGAUUGUAUUCAUCCAAGUCAAUGUCGCACUGUUGAACCGAGAGCACGAGUGAUACUUGGCAAAUGGGCGAUCCUUGUGAUACUUCUGGGUAUAGCAUUGCUUUUCUCUAUAUUGAUAACUGUAGUAUGGAGACUUGUUAGUGCCAGAAAUAAAAAAUGUCUUCCUGAAGAUUUGGCACAGCAAAACUUAAUCAUCUCAAACACAGAAGCACCUGGAGAUGAUAUACUGUGUUCUGCCAGUGGGCUUACGACCCAUACGGUCAACAACUCUAGCCAAGGCUUUUGUGGUACUAUGGGAUCAGAAGUCAAGAAUGGCAGGCAGGAAACCAUUGAAAUGAUAAAAGGAGGAAGCCAGACCUUGGAAUCGUUCCAGGGGGCCGGGCAUCAUCAUACCCUGGAUUCCUGCAGAGGAGGCACCGUGGAGACGGACCACUCGGAGUGGUACGAUUUCACUCAGCCCCACCUUGUUGAAAAAUUGCAUCUAUGUAAUCAGGAUGAAGACCACAUGCCAUCUCAAGACUAUGUUCUUACAUAUAACUAUGAAGGAAGAGGGUCUCCAGCUGGUUCUGUAGGUUGCUGCAGUGAAAAACAGGAAGAAGAUGGCCUUGACUUUUUAAAUAAAUUGGAAACCAAAUUUACUGCCUUAGCAGAAACAUGCACAAAGAAAUAAUGUGACAGUGCUACAAUUAGACAUAUCUUUAUCAGACAUUCUGGAGGUUUCUGAAAGGGAUAUUGUAAAAUUUAAUUUAUAUCUAGAUAUAUAUGAAUAUGAAUAUAUAUGAAUUUUUCUGAAAUUUUUGAAUUAUGCUACGUACCAAUUUGUACUUUAAAACAGUUUGUUACUUAUUUUUUCAGGAAGUUUAAAAUGUUAAAACAGAUUUUGCCUCUUUUACUGCUGAGUAAAUAGACAACCAGCAAAUCUCAUGCUAUAGCACUGGAAUUAGGUCUAUAAAGGACCUCCUCUUCUUUUCAUAUAUUUUUCCAAUAAAUACAUUGGCUAAAUAUUAGUCCAACAAUAGAAGCUGUAUUUGACUGACUAUAGCAGAACAGCUCUCUGGGCUAAAAAUUCCAUUCUUAUUCCAGAUUUAGAUUAAAAGUAGAAUAUUAAUCAUUAUGGUAAAUUAUGUUGGAUUUUUUUAGCUGUAAAAAAUCAAUAGCACCUGGUCAUUUGCUCUGAAGGCUACUAGAAUUUUGUUUUUCUUCUGAGUAGCAAUUAGAUCAUGAAGAGCAGUUCUAGAUACUAGAUUGCCCUAAUAAGGUGUCAAAAACACAGAGCCACAAUGUGAAAACUAGACCAGGAAAGUGUAGACCAAAAAAAAGAAAAUGUGUUGUUUUUAUACUUUUGAAAGUGUGUUUUAUGGUUUACAAAAGUAUUGUUAUGAGGAAUAUAUCUAAGUUUCCUUAAUCUCGAGAGAGAAAACUAUAUUCACCGUACAGAGUUAUUGUCAGUAUUUUAAUGUAAAGAUCUUCUGUUGAGAUUGUAAUCACAAGUCUUUUUCCUGAGAUUCAGAACUACCUUUGAUAACUUGCCAGUAAUGAGAAUUAUGCUGAGAAAAAGAUGCUUUUCUUCUCUUGAGAGCUAUACUUUCAUAUUUUCAUUUGCAAGUUUAGCACAUAUGGCUCUUUAUUUUCUCUCGACAGUAGUCAUUUGCAAUUAGAAUAUCUUAUCCUUAGAUGGACUGUAGUUACGCCAUUGAAUCAGUCUGAAGAAACAGACUCCCAUCGUAGUUAUGGUAGCAAUGAGCAUUAACAUUCAUUUCUAUUCACUACCAUUUUCAAAUAAAAUACAUUAUUCCUUAUUAAAGCAGGUAAAUAUUACACAAUGCUGUAAUGAAUCAAAUGAAUAUAGGGAAACUUAAACCUUAGGUGCAAUUUAAUAUCUUCCAAGGUGUUGCUUAAAUUUUGUGCUUCUCAAAUUUGUUCACAUGCUACAGCCUCUGGAAGGCCUUGCAAAAUUUCCCAGAGCAAUGACGUUUUUUUUUUUUUUUCGGUACGCGGGCCUCUCACUGCUGUGGCCUCUCCCGUUGCGGAGCACAGGCUCCGGACGCGCAGGCUCAGCGGCCAUGGCUCACGAGCCCAGCCGCUCCGCGGCAUGUGGGAUCUUCCCGGACCGGGGCAUGAACCCGCGUCCCCUGCAUCGGCAGGUGGACUCUCAACCACUGCGCCACCAGGGAAGACCGCAAUGACGUUUAAACUUAAAAUAAUUAACAUCUAAUCUUAUGAUAAACCUAAUAGCACAUUAUUAUAUACUCACUUCAAAUGAUAGUUUAAAAAAUAGACAACAAAUAAUAGGUACCACUAGUUGAAGAAAAGUUUGAAAGAAAAAUAAUUAAGACUAAAUUAAUUUUAAAAUUUUGCAGCUAUGAAGAAUUGGGACCUGCUCCCCAUACCCGACCCCUGCAAAAAAAAAAUUCUUUAUUUUACUUUGGAGGCAGAAUUUGUUGAGCUAGCCCAUGAAGUGGCAAUGUUCGAUAGGAAUACAGUUUGAACUGGAUAUAUGUAUAUAUAUACACAUACAUAUUAAUGUUUAUUGAUUAAUGGUUAAAUAUAUAACCAUUAAUCAUUAAUGGUUGGAUAUAUAACCACUAAUCAUUAAUGGUUAAAUCAUUAAUCAAUGCAACCUUUAAAACAAAGUGGAAAACAAAGUGAAAAACAACAUUUAAAACAAAGUGAAAAACAUUUAAUUUUAAAUGAGGCGGCGGUGUGGUGUGUUCUAUAAUAGAAAUCCGGGAUUUAAAAAAUAGAGAACUUAUGUUUGGUUCUUAGGUGCUGCAUGAUAACUAAGUAUAUCAGGAAAUAGUUCAUGUACAUUUAUGUAAGUUGUUUAAAAUUGUAUACAGUUAAUUAAACUUUUCUGGUUUCAGUGGAAAGGAAAGAAGGUAUCAGGUGGAACAGUAGAUUUGCUGUGCCGUCUCCUUCUGCAUCUAAAGACUGGGAGCAAACUGGUGACUGGCUAUCACAGCUAGGGCUCCUUGACUUCCAGUGACAGGUUUCCAGAGAUGAAAUGUUUUUCUUGGGGCUAACACUAAAAACUGCUUUUAACCUAAUUCUGGUAAAAAUAAAUCUUCUACAACCAUUUU